AUGAAAUAUGUGGCUUCGACGAAGUACUUCAUUUUUGUCAUUUCGAAUUCUGAUACAAAGGUUGAAGAUCAUUUUAAGCAUACCCAGAUUACUGUUCGAGAGCUCCCUUUCCGUAUACGUUUUGGAGAAUCGUCGAGAUGGGUGAAUUCUGAACUCUUCCGUAGGUGGUCUUUAUCUUGCUGUGGGAAACUGAUAGGCGAAUUCUUCGUGGUACCCUGUUCUAGAGAUGAAUUCAGAGUUUUAAAAACCGAUUUGCUCAACUUGAAAGAGAAAAUUUCAUCGAUUGAAUUACGAAUCAAACUAAUAGAAAAUAAAACCAACGCGUCGAAGAAUCAUGUAAUAUUACCAGAGCUGCAUUCGUACGUGAAAUCAGCAUGUUGCCUCGAAAAUGACACAAAUGCAGCUGUCUACAACGUGGAGAAUUCCCCGACAUCGGCAUUCGCUCCGCAGCAACAAGAUUUAGAUAAAAAAACUAGAAAUAUAAUCGAAGAGCUCAUGUGGGAAAGUACAUUGUCGAAAGCUGUGCUUCAAGUUCGAGAAAAUUUCAAAGAUGGGUACUCCAGGGAGAUGUUUCUACGUUACUCGUUCGAGUUGGUUUUAGAAAAAGAUGAACAAUAUCGCAAAAUGAUAGGUACCUUGUUUGGACACCUUCUUACACAAAACGUCAUCAAUCAAACCAAUAUUUUCAACUCGUUAUGCUCAGUUUUAAUGGUGAUCGAGAAUUCGAGCAAUUAUAAUACUCAAAUGUGGCAAAACCUGAGUGAAAUCUUACUACCUAUCAUUUUAGAAAGCCAUAUAAAACUUUUCCAAUUGCAACGUAAAGCUCAAGCGAUACUGAAACAGGAGUACUAUCGAGAGUUCAUCAACUACUUGGUAACUUCGAUAGAAGAAAAUAAAAAGCAGAAAUUGAAACCAGAUUCGAACAGAGCUCCUGUGAUUAAUCACGUAUCUCACACCGUACCCUUAAUUCCAUCUAAUGUUGAAAUUAUUAGAACUAAAUCAGCAGAAGAUACGAGGAACAAUACGAAAAUGAAUUUUGUAAACGCCAUGCAAGCUGAUUACGUCGACCCUACUAACUUAUACGACGACGACAGAUAUUCGAAAUGUAAAAUGUCGAUGGAUGCUGACGCAGCAGAGAAAGAAAACUGUAGGCAUGAUUUGGAGAACAUAUUGCAAGAUUUUUUAGACGACGAUAACAUGGACAACGCUGCUCGUAGGAUUGAAAAAUUACACAUCAAUUACGACGUUAAAACCAUCAUCGAAGAAUUAAUUUAUCUAGGCUUCGAGCGAGAAUCCGAAUACAGAUUGGCCAUCGGCGCUUUACUAAUCAGGAUCGUAUCGUGUGGUUUGACGGAUUUUAAACGAAUUCUAGCAACGGUUUCUAAUCACGCUAGGAGUGUCGAGAAAUUAAUCUUGAAUCCGAACACGAGAGCUAGUAUUUGCGCCACAUUCGCCGAUAUUUUAUCACCCUUAAUAGCUGCUGGUAAAAUCGACUUGAACCAGUUAACCAUCGUCGCUUCGACCAUUCUUCCUGAAGAAACCAAAACCAUAUUCCUCUUCGUGGUCGAGAAAAUAUUAACCGAUAGAAAUUUAACCACCAUCUCACAUCCUGUUAAACCGCAAUCUAAUUUAUUCAACGAUAAAGUACUGAAAAGGUUGCAAAAAUACUAUCUAGAAAAAGGCGAACGAUUGGAACCUACCAAUGGUCCAGUUACCAAUGGAGGAGCCGGAGCUGGUACUGGUGCCAACGAAUACAACAUCCCUAAACCUAGAAAACCACCUGGUUUGGUUAGAUUCGAUCCUCCGAAGAAUGAUCCAGUCAUCGAGAAACAAGAAAAACCACAAAAUACUGCAGAAUCAGCUGAACACGAUAAUUUCCUCAUGUUGAAACGUAAAAAAUUACUGAAAGAGAGAAUAGAAAACACCGGCGAUAAAAGUGAUAUUAAAAUAGAAGACUUGAUAGCAGAUCAAACCACCAAAAAGAAUCCAGAAGCAGAAGCCGGCGACGGGCAAGGUAAAAUUGCUGAUCCAGCAAAAACUGAAGCUGACCUACCACCUAUCAAGCAGCCUGAAAACUUGCCCUCUAGUGCUAUAAAAGAAAAAAUGGAAGAAAUUAUAGAGCAUUUGAUGGAUACUGGGAAUAUGGAUGAAUGCAUAGCUACGAUCAGAGAUACUUUUAACGAAUGCCAGACAGAUUUAGUAUUUAAAGCAGCUUUCGAGUAUACAAAAGGAAAAGAAUCCGGAUACCGAACCCAAUCUGGUACUUUGAUAGCUGAAGCAUUCAAACACGAUCCUAAACGAGUUGGUGCCCAAAUAAUGAAUACAAUUUCGCUCGAAUUAGGAGAUUUCGUCGAUUCGCCGGAUUUAUGGCAAGGCAUGGCUGAAAUCAUUUGCCCAUCGAUGCUCUUUGGUCUGAUUCGAUUUCAUGAUUUGAAAUUGCUUCCGAAGUAUUUCAAACAUACUCCGUAUUGUGCAUCUUUAUUAUCUGCAUUAUUUGGAGAAAUUUUACGCCAUAAAGGGCCAGAAUGGUUGGAAGAGAGUUGGAAAAGAUCGAAAGUAGAUUUGACCGCGUUCUUACCUAGCGAAUUGGUUUCUAAAUUUAUUGCCGAUAAUAAUUUGAAUUUUAUGUUUAAAGAUGGCCAAUCGACUCAUUAUAAAGAGAAUGCAUCGGAAACGUGAUUAUGUAAAUUUGUUAUCUAGUCGUAAAAAUUUUUUGUUAAUUUUGUUUUUAAAAUUUUAAUAAAAUUGAAAAAUAAUAAAAUUUAAUUUAAAAAUCAUAAUUUAGCGUUGAGAAUAAUGCAAACUUGUUUUGAAAAAUCGAUUGUUCGAUU
Planococcus citri (citrus mealybug) is the source of this 2831-nucleotide messenger RNA. RefSeq lists its product as uncharacterized. The transcript has 5 exons. Bases 1 to 2679 code for a protein of 892 amino acids. Gene Ontology annotation, molecular function: mRNA binding; translation initiation factor activity. Gene Ontology annotation, cellular component: eukaryotic translation initiation factor 4F complex. Lineage: Eukaryota; Metazoa; Arthropoda; Insecta; Hemiptera; Pseudococcidae. The record is from RefSeq and is a predicted model, not a curated record.